Messenger RNA from Mesocricetus auratus (golden hamster), 2673 nucleotides. It is a transcript of the gene Cd86, whose product is annotated as CD86 molecule. Lineage: Eukaryota; Metazoa; Chordata; Mammalia; Rodentia; Cricetidae. Bases 164 to 1024 code for a protein of 286 amino acids. The transcript has 7 exons. Gene Ontology annotation, cellular component: external side of plasma membrane. Gene Ontology annotation, biological process: positive regulation of T cell proliferation; immune response; negative regulation of T cell proliferation. The record is from RefSeq and is a predicted model, not a curated record.
GGAGGCCUGGGGAGCUGACAAGGCUCCUUUUACUCUUUUCUGGUUGAAGGAAAAAUUACUUUUUUUUGCUUCAACUUUUUUUUCAAGUUCCUGUAAUCCUCGGGGAUGCUACUGUGCUUGCGUGUGUGGUCCCUGAGCACCGCGGUGAAGAGGCACUAGUGACAUGAAUGUCCUCAAGACAUGUACAGCCUGCACCAUGACAUUGGGAGUCCUCUUCGUGAUGACGUUCGCGCUCUCAGAUGCUGUUUCCAUGAAGACCCAAGCUUAUUUCAAUAGGACUGCAUACCUGCCAUGCCCAUUUACAAAGGCUCAAAAUAGAAGCCUGAGUGAGCUGGUAGUAUUUUGGCAGGACCACAAUAAGUUGGUUCUAUAUGAGCAUUAUAUGGGCAAAGAGAAACUUGAUAAUGUGAAUGUCAAGUACCGGGCCCGCACAAGCUUUGACGAAGACAACUGGGCUCUAGGACUUCACAAUGUUCAGAUCAAGGACAUGGGCACAUAUGAUUGUUUUAUACAAAGAAAAACACCCAAAGGAUCAGUCAUCCUCCAGCAGACAGAUACGGAGCUAUCAGUGAUGGCUAACUUCAGUGAACCUGAAAUAGAAGUUCAGAAUAUAACAAGAAUCUCUGGCAUAAAUUUGACCUGCUCAUCUAAAGAAGGUUAUCCAAAACCUACAAAGAUGUAUAUUUCGAUAACUAAUUCAACUAAUUCAACUAAUGAGCACAGUGGUGACAUGCAGAUAUCACAAGACAAUGUCACAGAACUGUUCAGCGUUUCCAUUAGCCUGUCUAUUCCAUUCCCGGACGGUGUGUACAAUGUGACAGCCUUGUGUGUUCUGGAAACUGAGUCAAUGAAGAUUUCCUCCAGACUUCAUAAUAUAGUUCUUCCAGAGUCCCGAUCUAUUCAAGAGAAAAGGAAAUCCUGGAUUGCAGGUGUCAUCAUCAUUGUUCUGCUUGUCCCUGGAUUUGUGCUGUGCUACCUGGUAAAACUAUGCUGUAGGAAGCAGGAACAGCCUGGCAUCUCUUAGGAAGAAAUCAAAACGGAGAGAGAAGGGAGUGAGAAAUGAAAAAGAAUAAAAGCCUGUAUGUCUGAAAUAAGAAGCCCAGCAUUGCUCACAAUCCAAAAACAUCCCCAGAAGAUGGGAGUACUACAUUAAAGAAUGAAACUCACAAUAGUGUCCAUACUUUAUCCCUUUUACAUGGCAAGUUUUUGAGCAACCUCUUUGAAUUCCCAGAAGAGAAGAGAAUAUAAUUAUUAGGGUAUGUGGUGCUCUGAGACUCCCUGUAGGCAAAACAUUCCCUCUCAUUCCAGCUCUGUUCCCUGGUGCCAGGAGCAGACACUAAUUCUCUGUCUUGCUUUGUUUGACUCAGUUCACACUCAGGUCUAGUGCACUGAAAUGGCUCCUUGCUAGGGAAUAACAGUUUGGAUCAACUUCUCCUCCUUUAGUUCAGAUGCCUCUCUUAACUUUGCAUAGAGUGUUUUUAUACGGAACUCCUUGUGAUAGGAAUACUGGCUUUCAUCUAUGUUGAACAAAAGUGAUAGCCCACUUCCGUCUUGUGCUCUUGGGCCUGAAUAACUACCUCUUCAGUCAGGAUGGGAGUGGUGUAUUUGAUUAUGUUGUUUGAUGUGUCCAUGUUAGUAUAUUAAAAUAGAAAAGAGUGUAUACUGUAGUAGCAUAACUGCUAUUCUCUAGAGAAAGACCCACCACUUAUUAGGAAAACUUGUCACUCUGUCAGGAUCAGUAAAGAACACGAUGACCAAAGUAUAGAUAACAGCACAGAAUUCUCAAUGCUGGGAGAUACAGAAAGACAGCAAUGGAACCAUCCCUGGACCCAGGAGUCACUCCUGUCUGGGAUGAUGCUGAUAUUGGCAGAAUCCACCUAAUCAGCCAGCAAUAAACAAGAAUUUACAGGCAUCACCGAAGAAAGCAAGACGUACUACAUGCCCUGAGUCCUAUUUUUCCUCUUGAGAAAAAUGGAAUGGCAGUGAUGGUCUGGGGACAGCUGUGCAAGGACAAGACAGCUCCAAACAUGGGGAAAUCAAUAGAGUCCAACCAACAAUGCUCAUGGAAGGAUUGAUUGAUUUCCCCAAUCCUUGGACCAGUCAAGAAGCCAGAGAUGGAUGGUACCUCCCAAUGGAUGAAGACUGCAAUGGCCUUGGUGGUCAACGGGUGUUUUGAUAACCCCAUGUUUCAUCCAGCUGGACACAGAGUUCAGGAGAAGAUCAGUUAUUGUGAUAAAAUGUAGGGAGGAAGGCUAGGACUUUUUCAGCUCAUGGCUCGAGUGAAAACAGGAAAAGCAAAAUGCACAGCACUCUGAUACUGCCUUAGUCAGCAGUGGGCAUGGACUGGCCCUUCAAAGAAGGACUAAGAGCAAUUGAUGCUGAAACAGGACAACUAUAUACAAGAGAGAAGUAGCCUCAUAGAAAAGUGGUAGGAUGUGGUGUGUUGAUAAGGCAUGGAAUAGUCACCAUUCAAACUUAAAGAAAACUUUGCGAGGUCUGAGCAGCAAAGAUUGUUCUUUAUAUUUUAUAUGAAGGGCCCUUGAGGGUUGUAGACUUGCGCUUGAAAUGUUUCCAUUCAUACAUCUUGGCCCUGCCUGUGCAGACUCUUAGGGUUUGGCUGGUUAUUAACAUGUUCUGUACAGAGUAGAUUCCAAUAAAGUUUUCUUGCAUUUA